CAUUUGACUACACAUGGUACAUAUGCGUAAUGUCGAAUCUGGUGUUCAUGUGAUUUGAUCGAGUUGGCACUGAAAACAUUAGGAAGGUUGAGAGUAGAAUGGCUGUCAGCUGCCGUGCAUUGUUUCUGAGAGUUGUGUUCAGACAGGCUUUGGUCUUACAAGGACCAUUUCCAUCACUUCCAAAAUGGGGUUGUGGACUUCUAUAUAGCAAACUGGUGACACUGACAAACCCAAAAAGAUUUGGAUUUUCAAUAAGGCAAUAUAGCAACUCUGCUAUGGAGCAACAAGCAGCUGUUGUAGAGAAUGCACCACUAACAAAUCGUGUGCACGUGGCAGAAAGUGCUGAAGAAAUCCUGAACUCUCUUAGUCCCGAGAUGGAGAAAAAACUGAAGGUUAUCAAACUGGAAUAUGAAGUCAUGCAAUAUAUGAGCGAAUCAGUACCAGAGAAAAUGACACCUACAAUGUGGGUAAAGUUGCUGGAAUGUGAAACAAAAUCAGCAAGAAGGCGUCUACAUAGGUACUUCAGAAGUUGUGAGAAGCAUGAUCUUGCCAAGGAAAGGAAAAAAGCAUUAAAAAGAGAGUUGAGGGAGAAAGCUUUACAGUCUGUAGAAAAAGAAGAAAAACCGCCGCUGAAUACAAUUUUCUUAAGACUUAGGAAGAAAACCAUUCUCAGAUACCAUAACUCCAAACUAGCAAAUGCCAUGCUAUUUGGUGAGCCUCUUGUUAUAGACCUAGGAUUCGAGGAUACAUUGCAGAGUCGAGAAAUAAUUAACCUAGCCGAACAGAUCUUGUACAGCCAUGGUUCCAACAAGAGCCAUAAAGAGCCCUUUCAUUUAAUUAUGUGCAAUGCGAAAAAAGCAUCAAAAGUACUACGUGCUUUGCAAGAUCAUUCAAUGGCUUUGCCCAUUGAGGACUACAUGUUCACAAUAACUGAAAAAAGUUAUCUGGACUUAUAUCCUCGAGAUCAGCUUGUUUAUCUGACCCCAAAUGCCCCAGAGGUCAUGAGGAAGUAUGACCAUAACAAGGUGUACAUUGUUGGAGGGAUAGUAGACAAGUCCAACUCCAAACCCUUGACUCUUGCGAAGGCCAAGCGAGAAGGCAUAGCCAUGGUCAAGCUACCCCUGGACCACUUCCACAAGUGGGGAAAAGGUACAAAAUCCUUAACAAUUGAUCAGAUGGUAAACAUUAUGUUGGACAUUCAGUUGACCCAGGACUGGUACACUGCCUUCCAGCACAUCCCCAACAGAAAAAUUGCAAAAGAAAACACUGCUUAUGGACGUAUGUACUAAUGUGCUAAGGACAUAUCAGAGUGUAUUGCCUACAUCUUAAGUUGAUUUGCAUGUAUAGGUACAUGUACAUAUGACUGUGUGACCAACCAGUCCAUCUGUUGGCACAGGAUAUCAGCAAAGUGCGCGUGUGGUUGACUUGCAUAGCACAAAGGAAGAAUGCUUAUCUCAUUGUUUCAGUCAUAAUGUUGUUGUGUACACAAUACGUUCUUGUGUAUUAAAGGAAAUUGAUUGUGGCUCAAAUCUUGUUAUGACGGUCUAAAUGACAUUUUCAUAUAAAAUAUGAAACAGUUCAUCCUGACUCAGGGAUUAACUUUAAAUGUCACAUGAGGAAAACGACAGCAUUGCAGUGGUCAGUGAGCGUAGCAUCUGAAUAAAAGAUGAGAGAUCCGGGUACAGUUCAUUUUCCAUUUCAUGCCAAUGAGUUUAAUGACAAUCAAGGGCCUCUGUGGACCAGGAGGUUAGCACGCCAGCAUUACACAAUGACUCAGAAUCCUUUCACCAAUGAAGUCAUUGUGAGUUCGAGUCCAGAUUAUGUUGGCUUCCUCUCUGGCCGUACGUGGGAAGGUCUGUCAUCAACCUGAGGAUGGUUGUGGGUUUCCCUCCCACCAUAAAGCCUUCUGCCGAUCAAAUACAUAAAUUAAAGACAUCUUGGUGCUUCUUGACAUAGGACGUAGGAUUACGGGAGCUACAUGCACAAGUACUACAUGUAGUUUAGUGUUGACCUGGUGUCAGUUUACUGCAUCUUCCUGCCAGCAAGGUUGAUAUUUCACUAGAGGCUUUGUAAUCACCUUUACUUUACUGUACAUGUAUAUAUAUAAAAGUCUUCAGAAACCUACUCUUUUGACAGCUAAUGACAUGGCAACCAUUGAUCGUCUCUUAUAAAGUGGGUACGGUAUUUACUUGUUGAACCAAAUGCAAGAACGUCUGGAACCGAUUUAUUCCUAGACACAACAUUAUACAACAGCAAUAAGCAGUGCUAUGAAUGAUGAUCGCUGUGCUUUUAUUGAAUCGAAUGGCAAGCGGAAAGUCAUCAGGCAAUGCAGGUGCUAUCAGGCAAUACAUGGGGUCAAUGUAGCCUAUGUUGUUGUUGUUUCAUCACUAAUUUCUAUCUAGCCUAUUUUGCCAUAAAGUAACCGUCUCCACAAUAACCAUUAAAAUGUUGAUUUGCAAGGACUUACUCUUUGUACUAGCACUUCUACAUCUAGUGUGAAAUAAAUAUAUUCCAUACAUCGUAUACUUCUCACUUCGACCACAUCCCGUGUUGUUUUGAACUCCUGUCAGUGUCAUUAAUUAAGGUGGAAC
Molecule: messenger RNA, 2591 nt
Organism: Liolophura sinensis
Lineage: Eukaryota; Metazoa; Mollusca; Polyplacophora; Chitonida; Chitonidae
Product: mitochondrial ribonuclease P protein 1 homolog
Exons: 4
Coding region: 99-1289 (396 amino acids)
Biological process (GO): positive regulation of mitochondrial translation; mitochondrial tRNA 5'-end processing
Cellular component (GO): mitochondrion; nucleus; nucleoplasm
Molecular function (GO): tRNA binding
Source: RefSeq, a predicted model, not a curated record